UUAUAUUUAUCGGAAAAUAAAUAGUUUUUAAAUACUGCUUCGUGAAUGCUGAAUACUUUCUGGUGAAUGUAGAGGAUUAUUUUUGAAACUUUGUAAGAGUUGAAAAAUUACUCAUAUAAGCGAUAAACAUUUGAGAAAAUCAGCGAGAAAAAAGGAGGCGUGCAUCACCAUCAAAAGUAUAUAAUAAAAGUCCACUAGGGACGGAAAUUCUUAUUCCAGAGAAGAAGAGAAGUACGAAAUUAAUAUACGAAGAGUGUUACUACUGAGCAACUGACAAAAUGGGCGUAGUGAGUGGAAGUGCGGCAAUAUGUCUGCUGCUACUCUGCUCUUUGAGUCACCACAUAGGGGCCCAUAUACGCAUCGAAGCGCCUGAAGUGCAUUCCAUCGAGCCCAUAGCGCCCUCCACCACCAGCUUCAUACGCUCAGCUGUGGAGAGUGUGCCCGUCAAAGAUCUGUCGAUCAUGGCACUUAGCCGCUUCAGCAUGCGGCCGUCAUUCGGUGAUGUCUUUCUGCCGUUACGUAGCGCUGUCGAAAGUGUACCAUCUGUGAAUGUAUACAAGCUCAGUGAAUUAACUGAUUCCUUUGGAGUGCGUUCAUUUAUACGUGACUCAGUUGAGGCCGCACCUAUAGAUGACGAAAAUGAUGAAGAUUCUGAAUUGGUAACAAAUGCAGAUUUGGUGCGUAGCACCAGCGCUACUGAAACGGAGCCACACAAAUUAUUGGAUGCAACCAUACAUGAGGUUAAUGGUGAGGUGGAAACUUUUGGAGCACCUGAUCUAUGGACCGUUUCUGACAAAUAUGCCGCAUUUGCUGCCCCUUCGCCCGAUAACAAGUAUCUACCACAACCAUACCGAGCUGAUUCACCCUACCAACAGCUUUUGAAGCCAUUCGGUUCGGAGCAUUUUGAUCAGCAAGAUGAUGUGGAGCUACUGCGUGAGCAAUUCGGUUACGGGGCAUUGACACAUACUCAAAAUGGUGAUAUUGGUGAAUAUUAUGGUGCUCCAACACACUUGAAAUCAGCGCCACCUGCACGCAAGAACUACAAUAGUUCACCAAAGGUUUUGUGUCAUAUCACGAAUUGGGCUUUCUACCGAAAAGCGGAUGGCAAAUUUGUGCCGGAGAAUUUAGACGCUAGUCUCUGUACUACCGUUAUUUAUUCCUUCGCCGCAUUGGAUCCAGAUCACUUGACCAUUAAAGAGUUCGAUCCAUGGGUAGAUGUAGAAAAUCAGUAUUACAAUCGUGCUGUGGAAUUGGGCGUGCCCGUCUUAAUCGCUUUAGGUGGUUGGACGGAUUCAGCGGGAGACAAAUAUUCACGACUCGCUGGUGAUGAGAUAAAACGGAAAGUGUUUGCUUCGAAUUUGGUUGGUUUUUUAAAACGAAAUGGGUUCUCUGGACUUCACUUGGACUGGAACUAUCCUAAAUGCUGGCAAAGCGAUUGCUCUAAGGGACCAGCCGCCGAUAAACCGAACUUGACCAAAUUGAUAAGGGAAAUACGCAAUGAAUUCGAUCGCCUCGAUAAGAAAUUGCAACUCGGCGUCGCGCUUUCUGGCUACAAAGAGAUAAUUACAGAAGCCUAUGAACUAGCGGAACUCUCCAAAAUCGUUGACUAUAUGACGGUUAUGACCUAUGACUAUCACGGUGCUUGGGAAGGCCGCACUGGGCAUGUGAGUCCACUUUAUGGCCGCAAAGGUGACCGCUACCCGCAAUACAACACAGACUACGCCAUGCAACUCUUGAUUAAGUCUGGCGCAAAACGAGAGAAGCUCAUUAUGGGCAUACCAUUUUACGGACAGUCAUUUACGCUCGAUCGCGCUAGCACUACUUUAGUGGGUGAGGGCGUAUCUACCUCGGCACCUGGCGAGCCCGGCGAGUUUACCAAACAACCAGGCAUGUUGGCCUACUACGAAAUUUGUCACCGUAUACGCAAAGAUAAAUGGCUCACAGGGCGCGAUGAGGAGCGUAAGUCUGGUCCAUUUGCAAUGUUGCGCAACCAGUGGGUAGGCUAUGAAGAUCCUGCAUCCGUAGAAGCAAAGGCACGUUAUGCUGUAAAUAAUGAUUUUGGUGGCAUUGCUGCGUGGACUGUUGAUUUGGAUGACUUCCAGAAUCGUUGCUGUAGCGAGAGUUUCCCAUUGCUGAAAUCGAUCAACCGCGCGCUUGGUUUGCUUAAUACAGAACCUCCCAUGCGUGGCAAUUGUAACCGGCCAGCAGCACCGGUAACCCCUGUACCGCCUGUCAUGACCACUGUGAGUAGCGAUGGCUCCUUGGGAAGCACCAUUACACAACAACAUGAUCACAUCUCUUCAACUGCGCCCACAACUUGGUGGCCAACCACCAGCUCCACAUCGACAACACCUUGGUGGACGCCAACUUCCACUACACCCACACCAACGACAACCAGACGAAGAACUACAACAACCAGAGCAACGACAACAACAACCACCUGGCGACCAGUAACACAAUCAACAACAACAAAUGGACCCAGCCGACCUGAGCACACCACGAUACCCUCCCCGGCAGUAGUGCGUCCUGUGGUUCAAGCUUCGAACUGCCAACCUGGCCAAUUCUACGCCGAUCGCUACAACUGCAAUGCCUAUUACCAGUGCAUCGCAGUCGGUGAGCUACAUCAGCAAUUCUGUCCCGGGGGUUUGCAUUGGAAUGAUGAGAGCAAAAACUGUGACUGGCCCGAAUCUGCUCAGUGCUCGGUAAAAAAUAAACCUGUAGCUGUAGCGAAUUCGGCUACUACACGCCCCACUAAGUCUCCAGGCACAACAGAGCGUCCACCUACGCGACGCACAACUAGUAGUAAUCCUGCAACCACUGGCACAAGUCAGCAAACCACUCGUCAACCGACCACAACUCCAGCCACAUCGGGUUUGCCUACUACAUCACGCAAGCCAACAAAGAAGCCCACGUCGAAACCAUCACGUAAGCCUUCGCGUAAACCCUCAAGAAAGCCCUCGGUACAAAAGCCGCAACGGCCCUUGAAGCCUCAACGUCCAAGCGCUAGAUGUAACGAAGGUGAAUACUACACUCACAAAAAAUGUGAUCAGUACUACAUUUGUGUGAAUGGUGGAUUAGUGCCGAACUCUUGCGGUGGCGAUUUGCAUUGGGAUGCGAUACGUCAAAUCUGUGAUUGGCCUGAAAAUGUUCAAUGCAUCACAACUCGUCAGUAUUUGCGUAAAGUAAAGUCUCAAGCACUUCGCUCCGGCAAUCCCUUAAUGUUGCGAGACUCUAAUCCCAGCGAUCCAUGCGAUGGUGAGGAGCGCGUACCAUAUCCUGGCGACUGUUCAAAAUAUCUCUUCUGUUUGUGGAAUCGCUUACAAGGAAGUGACUGUGGACCUGGUUUGCACUUCAAUGAGGCAAUAAAAGCUUGCGAUUGGCCGCUCUCGGCAAAGUGUACACAAGAGGAAGGAGGUUACGAGAUGACUGAAAUCGAGAGUCUUGAACCAGGUGAGAAUGAGAUCGCACAAGGCAGUCCUGUCGUAAAACCAAUAAAGCCAAGACCGACUCAGCGACCAGCACCAACGACAACAACCACGACAACGCGUGCACCACGUCCUACAUAUCCAACCGAUAAACCAGAGCUCGCUCCUCUGGACGGCUACUACAAGGUAGUCUGCUAUUUCACUAACUGGGCUUGGUAUCGUAAAGGUGUGGGUCGCUAUACGCCAGACGACAUCAAUACCGACCUAUGUACGCAUAUUGUAUAUGGUUUUGCUGUCCUCGAUUAUUCGAACUUAGUGCUUCGUACUCAUGACUCAUGGGCUGAUAUUGACAACAAUUUCUAUACACGCGUGAGUGGUUUGCGCAGUAAGGGCGUUAAAGUUAGUCUCGCCCUGGGUGGUUGGAAUGAUUCCCAAGGUGACAAAUAUAGCAGACUCGUACGAAAUCCCACGGCUAGAGCCCGUUUCGUUAAACAUGCAGUAGAGUUCCUAGAGAAAUAUGGCUUUGAAGGUCUCGAUUUGGAUUGGGAAUAUCCCGUUUGUUGGCAGACGGAUUGUAGCAAAGGCGUGGCAGAUGAAAAAGAAGCAUUUACCGCCUUAGUGCGUGAGCUUUCGCAAGAGUUCAAACCCCGAGGCUUACUGCUCUCAACAGCGGUCUCACCAAGCAAGAAGAUCAUUGAUGCCGGUUACGAUGUGCCACAGUUGGCGAAUUACUUUGAUUGGAUUGCUGUAAUGACUUACGACUUCCACGGUCAAUGGGAUAAAAAGACCGGGCAUGUUGCACCACUCUUCUACCAUCCAGAAGACGAACUAGACUACUUCAAUGCUAAUUUCUCACUGAACUAUUGGAUCGAUAAGGGCGCACCCUCACGUAAGAUUGUUAUGGGUAUGCCACUGUAUGGGCAGUCGUUCACUCUUGAGAAUGCCAACAACAAUGGUCUCAACGCCAGAGCUCCCGGUCCAGGCAAGGCGGGCGAAUUCACACGAGCAGCGGGCUUCUUGGCAUAUUACGAAAUUUGUGAUCGCAUCAAAAACGACGGCUGGGAAGUAAUACAAGACGAGCAAGGUCGCAUGGGUCCUUACGCACGUAAAGGAACACAGUGGGUAUCCUAUGACGAUCCUGCUAUGAUCCGUAAGAAAUCUCAGCUGGUACGGGCCAUGGAUUUGGGCGGUGGUAUGGUAUGGGCUUUGGACUUGGACGAUUUCCGCAACCGAUGUGGGGACGGCGUACAUCCACUACUAACUCAAAUUCACGAUGUACUUAAAGAUCCACCAAGAGAAUAUGAAGAACUUCCUGGACCUGGUCCGAACAAUCCCGAUGAAACUAAUAAUGUGGAGUCUGGGGAAAAUGUAAACAGCAUUGAAAGCUCCGUCAUACCUGCGGAAAUAGAAACUGGUUUGGCAGAAGAGAAUGUUGUUGAUCCUAAUGGUGAUGUAGAAGAGGUGUCUGCAGAGUAUAGCGAGGAGACUGGUACCGGCACUUUAAUUGGUACAGGAACAGAAACGGAAGAUGGCUCUGGUGCCGAUGUCGGUACGGCCACAAUAACAGGCACAGCCCCGGAAACGUCGGGCGACUUCAAAGUUGUUUGCUAUUUCACUAAUUGGGCGUGGUAUCGGCAGAACGAUGGUAAAUUCUUGCCCGAAGAUAUUGACCCUGACCUUUGCACACACAUAGUCUACGGUUUUGCCGUACUCAAUCGGGAAACGCUCACCAUACAACCGCAUGACUCUUGGGCUGACUUAGAUAACAAGUUUUAUGAACGUGUUGUAGCUUUUCGCAAGAAAGGCAUUAAAGUGACGCUUGCAAUUGGUGGCUGGAAUGACUCAGCUGGAGAUAAAUACGCACGUCUGGUACGAAACGCCGCAGCGAGAGCACGCUUCAUAAACCACGUUGUUGAGUUCAUACAAAAGUAUAACUUCGAUGGUCUUGACUUGGAUUGGGAAUAUCCAGUGUGUUGGCAAGUAGACUGCAAGAAAGGUACGCCGGAUGAGAAAGAUGCGUUCACUGCUUUGGUACGAGAGCUCUCACAGGCCUUCAAACCGAAGGGCUUUCUCUUGUCCUCCGCCGUCUCGCCCAAUAAAAAAGUAAUUGACGCCGGCUAUGAUGUGUCCACGCUCUCACAUUACUUUGACUGGAUAGCCGUUAUGACCUACGAUUUCCAUGGCCAAUGGGAUAAGAAGACUGGUCAUGUUGCGCCUAUGUAUGACCAUCCUGCCGGAACGGAAACAUUCAAUGCCAAUUUCUCAAUCAAUUAUUGGUUGCAACAGGGGGCGGAUCGACAAAAGAUCAUAAUGGGUAUGCCCAUGUACGGUCAGUCUUUCUCGCUAGCCCAAGCUGCGGAUCAUGAUUUGAAUGCACCGACUUACGGUGGCGGAGAGGCGGGUGAGGCGAGCCGAGCACGUGGUUUCCUUGCCUACUAUGAAAUUUGCUCGUAUAUACGUAAUCGUGGCUGGAAUGUGGUGCGUGAUCCGCGUGGUCGUAUGGGGCCAUAUGCGUUCCACCGAGAUCAAUGGGUCUCCUUUGAUGAUGUUUCUAUGAUCAGGCACAAGAGCGAGUAUGUCCGUGCGAUGGGUUUGGGUGGUGCCAUGAUUUGGGCACUCGAUUUGGAUGAUUUCAAGAAUGUGUGCGGUUGCGAAUCAUAUCCGCUGCUAAAGACUAUCAAUCGCGUUUUGCGAAACUAUCCAGGUGCGCAGAGAAAGUGCGUGCUGGAGCAGAAACAUAAUUCCAUGAUUUCUUCUGAUAAUGGUCCGUCGCAAGCGUACUCAACUAAGCCGAAACCUAAUGAUGUCAUUCCACAUCCCACAUAUUCCAGUCAAGAAAUCGGAACCUCUCAGCAAAUACAAGCCGCACCAUUGGAAGACUUUGGUUCAGCGGAAGUGAAACCUUGCAAUGGUCGUAACUUCGUGGCACACGAGCGAGAUUGCAACAAAUACUACAUUUGCCAAUUCGAAAAGCUCAUAGAGCAGAGCUGCCCAGCGGGUUUACAUUGGAACGAGUUCUACUGUGAUUGGCCACAGAACUCUAAGUGCUCUAUGCGCCAGGAAGCUACCACGAAACGGCCCGUUCCACAGCGUCCUAGGCCAACAGUCCUUACAACGAAGCGGCCCAAACCAACAGUUGCACCACGACCUACAAAGCCGACUAAGAAGCCUUCCCAGAUACCUAGCAAAAAACCAACCGCACGUCCGAAGCCGCCAACGACACCCCCUCUAACUGGAAGUGGCGACUAUAAGGUUGUAUGUUACUUUACCAACUGGGCUUGGUAUCGACCGGGUGAGGGCAAAUAUGUGCCCGAAGAUAUUGAUGAAAACCUCUGCACACAUAUAGUAUACGGUUUUGCUGUUCUCAAUAGCAACUCAUUGACGAUAUCCACUCAUGACUCCUGGGCUGAUAUCGAUAAUCAUUUCUAUGAACGUGUCGUUGCCUACAAAAAUAAAGGCAUACGAGUGACCAUCGCUAUUGGCGGUUGGAACGAUUCGUUGGGCAGCAAAUAUGCGCGAUUGGUGUUGGAUCCAGAGGCACGUGCUCGUUUCAUACAGAGUAUCCUGGCAUUCAUUGAGAAGUAUGGUUUUGAAGGACUUGAUUUGGAUUGGGAGUACCCGGUGUGUUGGCAAGUUGACUGCAGUAAGGGCUCGGCAGCGGAGAAGGCAAGUUUUGCAGCUUUGGUACGUGAGCUCUCCGAGGCGUUUAAGCCGCGUGGACUUUUACUCUCCGCUGCUGUAUCGCCAAGUAAGGUGGUAAUUGACGCAGGUUAUGACGUGCCGAAAUUGGCACGUUACUUCGAUUGGAUUGCUGUCAUGACUUAUGACUUCCACGGUCAUUGGGAUAAACAAACGGGUCAUGUAGCACCGCUUUACUACGUCGAGGGCGACACAAACGAAUAUUUCAAUGCUAAUUACAGCGUCAACUAUUGGCUGCAAAAGGGCACUCCUCGUGAGAAACUUAUUAUGGGCAUGCCGCUGUACGGUCAAUCCUUCACACUUACAGAUACUCAGCAACGUGGUCUGAAUGCCAAAUCUACGGGCCCUGGUCAGGCGGGCGCAUUCACGCGUGCAGCCGGUUUUCUCGCUUACUAUGAGAUAUGCGAGAAAGUCAAUAAUGGCGGUUGGUCCGUGGAGCGUGAUGCUCAGGGUCGCAUUGGUCCAUAUGCCUACAAUGGCAAUCAAUGGGUUUCGUAUGAUGAUGUUUCGGACGUACGUCGCAAAGCGCAGUUUGUCAAGAGCUUGGGUCUGGGUGGAGGUAUGGUCUGGGCUUUGGAUUUGGACGAUUUCCGUGGUCGCUGUGGUUGUGGAAAGCAUCCGCUGUUGCGUACACUCACGCAAGAGUUGCGUGGCGUACCGGGUCAGCGUGCGCACGAUUGCACAUAAAGGAGGAGAAUUUCGAAAGGAAACUCUUCGAAAUUUGCGAAUAAUCUUACAUAAAAUUUACACUCUUAACUUUAGUUUUCUGUCUUGUGCCAAUAUUAUAUAUUUAGAUUCUCGACUAAACAAUAGCAAUAGCAAUUCGCAUGCAUACAUAUUGCCGAUUUAAUAGAAAUCUGUUUUGAAGAUCUCGAAAUAUAAAUCGAAUAUGUUCGCAGCGAUAUCACUUCUUAAAAAAAAUAAUUUAAGAAUAGAUUAAAAUUUUAUAUUAUGUGG
Messenger RNA from Ceratitis capitata (Mediterranean fruit fly), 8081 nucleotides. RefSeq names its product probable chitinase 10. Gene Ontology annotation, molecular function: chitinase activity; chitin binding. The transcript is spliced from 8 exons. The coding region runs from base 279 to 7811 and encodes 2510 amino acids. Gene Ontology annotation, cellular component: extracellular region. NCBI's taxonomy places the organism in Eukaryota, Metazoa, Arthropoda, Insecta, Diptera, Tephritidae. Gene Ontology annotation, biological process: chitin catabolic process; carbohydrate metabolic process. The record is from RefSeq and is a predicted model, not a curated record.